This is a messenger RNA of Pomacea canaliculata, 3421 nucleotides long. RefSeq names its product protein trapped in endoderm-1-like. Gene Ontology annotation, biological process: G protein-coupled receptor signaling pathway. Lineage: Eukaryota; Metazoa; Mollusca; Gastropoda; Architaenioglossa; Ampullariidae. The record is from RefSeq and is a predicted model, not a curated record. Gene Ontology annotation, cellular component: membrane. Gene Ontology annotation, molecular function: G protein-coupled receptor activity.
ACCAGAGUCCAGCUGACUUUCCCAGAGUGAAUUUGUAGCGAGCACACGAAGUUGUUUUUAAGGGUAUCCAUGGGACGCUGGUAGGCGAGGAAAUCUUGUGAGUGCGCGACAGCACAGAACAACUCAACGACGGCAACGAUGAUUAUGAUGAUAACGACGGCGACGUCGAUGAUGAUUAUGACCUCAACGACGACGGCGACAAUCACGAUGACAAUGAUGAUAGUCAUGACAACGAUGAUGAUAAUGACGACGAAAACAACGAUAGUCCUGAUGGAACUGUCUUUAAGAGUUGGGUCAGCGUUCGCAAGUUGCAGGCUGCCCCACCCACCGACCGAGCACGAGUUGGGGAGGGGAAAGGUCACCGCACGCUACUUGCUGCUCCACUGCCAGGGUCCCGCCCCUUCCCCCCACGUCUAAAGCCAGUAGUUAACAUCAGGCCAGAUGUACUGUUACUUCGGAGGUAGCUAGCUAUGAAUCGGAACGCAGAUCGGGGUAAGUCUAACUACAAACAGACGAAAAAUCUGAGCGGAAAAUCCCUCCUUACCCUUCCGCUCUUAAGAUGUGUCCACAAACAUCGCCAUACACAGAGAAAACAAACACGUGACGUCACGCUUGUAUAGCGACACGCCUCAUCACACGCUCCAAGCUCUCAAUGGCUGAGGCCUUCGUAACGACAUCGCACGCUUGUACAAUCUUAAGGCCAGUUGCACAUUAUUUUAAAACUUAAAACUCUUCUAAAGAAGCAAAUACAGAUUUUUAAAAAUUGCUCUAUUAUAUGCGCUGCACAAACGUAGACAAAUAAUUGUACUAGUGGCAGCGAAAGAAUGGUUGAAAUGGUUUUUUUUAUCUUAUUUAAAACAAUUUUAGUUUUUUUGUAAAGUUGUAAGAAUGUGCUGCGCUCUUAGUUUCUGAAAAAAUAUGAUUGCUAUAUAAAUUUAAGGCAUAGGUUUACAAUUAGAAAAGUGUUGUGCAACUGGCACUGUGUUGUUGACCUGUCUGAGAACUGUACACCUUAUUGUGACUGGAAGGCAGCAGUUCUUGACCCUCACCGUCGGGCAGUGCCUGGUCAUGGCCAGACACAAGGUGCACAGACACCUGAAGCACACUCCUCCCCCACCUACACUCACAGGACGCAAGGUCGGGUGGGUGAGACAAUGACAAACGUUUAUCGCGGGUCAUCACUGUCCUGACUACUGUGACCAAACUGUCGGCAGGUCGUCCACUCCAGGGUGGUGCUGAUGACAAAAGUUACACUGGGCGACACUGAGAACCUGGCAGGAGGCAGGCAGGUGGGGGGGGGGAGACUGCACAUCAACCAGUUGGCUUUCAGCUGCGUCACGUGGUGUGCACUUGAUUACGACGAGAAAAUGCGAUGAAUGCACGACGAGAAGCCGGGCAUCGUGGUUUAAGCCAAAGAAAUAACAAGGGAAUGCAUGGAGCAUGCUCUUUCGGAGAGUGAGGGCAACAGGGUUUGUUUCCAUUCUGAAGGACUUGAGAAGGCGCAGGGCUCAUCUGUUUAAUGAGCUUUAUUUAUCUCAACAGCACUUCUUUAGUGCCAAAGCUUCUUACACUCCAGCGUGGUAUCCAUGCACUGCUGGAGGAUGCACCGUCACUAAGCAUGUCCGCUGGAGAUUAUCAUGUCAUAGGCUAACGGCAUCGCUCCAUGUUACUCGUCAACGAGGACAACCCGAGGACCAAAGACUGUUAUUGUGUAGCGGGGUUGUGGUUACAGACAAACAGGCUUGCCAAGCACUGUAUGUAAGCUGCAUGUUUGUCUCUUCCGUAACCUACACAUUUACAUGUGGAGUGUCGCAGUUGCCCAGCCUAGCCUGAUAAACACAGGGGGCAGCCCCGCCACGUCCUGCUCCCUCGCCUGGCCCCAGGCGGACAACAGCCAAUCGAAGCACCAACGAGAGGGAAAAGAGAGAUGCAGUUUUAUUACAGCAAAGCAACAGCUGACGACCUGCAUACCAAGUGAACUACUACAGGAGCAGCUACCUGACAGUGUAGACAGACAUGACAGUGAUUAGCCUCCAGGGCAGAGACCCGCUGACUGUUUGAACUCACAGUGCAAGGGGUGACUUCAGUGUGGGCCUGCCGAGACUGAGCUGUGUGUUGUAGCCGAGACCGCAGGAAGUGACGUCUUGGUAGCUGACGAUCCGGGCCAUCACGACUCCAUGACAACCUGACAGCCGUGCUUGGAAAAAAGGAAGAAAAGAGCCCCCGCAGUUGCUGGCUCAAGACAGUGAUUCUGCCUUCAGCGCCUUUUCUUGGACACGGACUGCUUCCGCAGGAUUCGCAUCUAGCAAGUCUUUCACACAUGGCACUGAGGUCGCAUCAGUGAAGAUGGAGUACAACCACGUGAUCGCCUUCAACCAAUCGAUGCCCAUGACGGGCGUCGCUGUUAACAACGGCUCUGGAGAGGAAUCGAGCCCGUCGUGCACAGCGCUGGACUGUUACCCGGAUGUUAUGUUCCAGGCCGUGGCGCUGGUGACGGUGGUGCUGGCCGUGUCCGGCUUCGUGGGCAACGCCCUGACCAUUCUGGCCAUCGUGACGUCAGGUCUGCGCACCAACAUCAACAGCAUCCUCAUCGGCAACCUCAGCUUCGCCGACGUGCUCUACACCUGCCUGGUGCUUCCCCUGCAGGCCGUGGCCUUCCAGCAGAAGACCUGGGUGCUGCCUGGGUGGGUGUGCGUGCUACACGCCGCAAUUCGCAUCUGGUUGAUCGGCGUCAACAUGCUGCAGCUCAGCAUCAUCGCGCUGUACCGCUAUCUCAACGUCGUGCACCCGCAGCUGUUACCGCGCAUGGCGCAGCGCCCGGUCUUCCUGCCCAUCAUCGUCGUGUGCUGGAUGUUCCCGGCCGUCUUCUGCGCCACGCUCCUGGGGCUGUGGGGCUCCUUCAGCUUCGAAUCGCUUAUCCUGCAGUGCACCUUCACCUCCCAAGCGGGCAAAUCUCACAAGAUCGUCGUCAUCACGCUCGGCUACGUCGUCCCUUGCAUCUUCAUCUCCUUCUGCUACGCGCGCAUCGGCUGCGUGGUGGCCCGCACGCGCAAGCGCGCCUCGCGAGGCAGCCUGUACCGGAAGCAGAAGAACCAGCGCGACUCGCUGCGUCUGACAGCCAUGAUGCUUCUCAUCUUCCUGGGCUUCUUCCUGGGCAAUCCCUACUUCACCAUCAACCUGGUGGACCCGCGCCAGACCAAGACCAUCGCACACAUCUGGGCGCCCUGCGCGGCCUGGGUGCUGUACUCCCUCAACCCGGUCAUCUACACUCUGAUGGACAAGAACUUCCUGCUGGCCUACAAGCAGCUCGUCUGCUGCCUCCUGUGCACCCAGACCGACAGGCGCCUGUCCACGGGCAGCCUCAGGCAACCACAGGCGCCGUCUUUCAAAGCGCCAUCAUAGGAUUUUAAAAAGAGUAAAG